AAAUCUCUCAAACUUUCAAACAUCAUCGUUUUUCCACGCAUCAAUGGCGUCGCUCCAUUCCUCAUCCUCAUCGACAUUCACCAUGCUCCUCUCUCCACCCAAUUCCCGCCUCUUUUCAUCUUCUUCUUCCUUUACUCAGUUCAAUCGGCCGGCAAUACUUCCGUUUUCUACGGCAACGAUCAGGACGCUGAGAAGCAGGGGAAGGAGGAGGAUUCCACGUUUCUCAGUCUCGGCGGCGUCGCGUGCGCUACAAGCGCUGAUAUUCGACUGCGACGGCGUCAUAUUAGAGUCGGAACACUUGCAUCGGCAAGCCUAUAACGACGCCUUCUUUCACUUCAAUGUCCGCGUGCCUUCAGAUGCAUCUGAGCCGUUGAAUUGGGGACUUGAAUUCUAUGAUGAGCUCCAGAAUCGAAUCGGUGGUGGAAAACCUAAAAUGAGAUGGUAUUUUAAAGAGCAUGGAUGGCCAAGUUCGACCAUAUUUGAGAACCCUCCUGAGAAUGAUGAUGACAAAGAGAAGCUUAUUGAUAUUAUUCAAGAUUGGAAGACUGAGAGGUAUAAAGAUAUAAUCAAAUCCGGAACUGUUCAGCCUAGACCAGGAGUUCUGAGAUUGAUGGAUGAGGCCAAAGCUUCUGGCACAAAACUGGCUGUUUGCUCUGCUGCAACCAAAAGCUCAGUCGUGCUAUGCCUUGAAAAUCUAAUCGGAAUGGAGAGGUUUCAAGGUCUAGACUGCUUUUUAGCAGGUAUUUUGAACUUUUUAUUCAUAUUAAUAGCGUAGAUAUCAAAUUUGUAAAUCUUCUUGUUUUAUUUAUGAGCAGCAACCUAAAUGCUGGGGGCUAAAACAUUAUGCUUUGCAUGCUUACUGGAACUACUUGGUACUUUUAAAGAGCUCAAACCCUGAGCGGCUUGGUGCUUCUAAAUUACAUGAGCUCGCAUAGGGAAAACCUAUGACAUGUAUGAAAAAACCAGUAAUUGAUGAAGCUGAGAUGUGAAUCUAGUCUAGUGCAUUCGAGCCAAAGCAGUUAUAACUUAUGUGUGAAGGAAUUAUCAAUAUGUGGAACUAAGUCUGAAUUCAUAGCUGAUUUAAGUUAAUCAACUAAAGCACUAAUUUGUAAAGGUGCAAAGACGUAAGAAGCAAGGCUUGGACAUGGAAUGUAGAAGUCAAGCUUGAAUUGAUAAAUUAAAGCUUGAACACCAUGUGCUUUCAGAUAUGGUUUCCUCAAGCAUAUCCAUAUAUUCUUGAAAUGACUUCGAAUACUGAAAUCCUGCUAAAGUAAUGAAAUAUCACGGAUAAGUUUCAAGAGUCUGAUAAUGAACUCUAUACUGCAAAAUAUUUUGAGAGUUCCUCUUCUUUGCAAAACAAUAAUGUAAGACUUACAGUAUUCUCCAGUUACUCUGUUUUAAGAUUUCCUUGAGCACUGAUAAAAAUCUACCACCAAAGACACAGCAAUCAACACAGUUCUUGUAAUCAGAUCAAAAAGUUUUGGCCACAAAUCAUUAUGUCAGCUGCACUCAUUUUAUCUUUGUUUUAAAGGUGAUGACGUGAAGGAAAAGAAGCCCGAUCCUUCAAUAUACCUUACUGCUUCUAAGGUAGUGAAAGUGGCAGGAAGUCGUAUUCUUUCUGCAUUUUAGCUGUCAUCCUGUAUAUAAGUGUUACUGAGUGAUUGUCUAUCAUAAUCUGCAGAGUCUAGGGGUGUCUGCUGAUGAUUGCUUGGUGGUGGAAGAUAGUGUUAUUGGGCUACAGGUUAAUGUUUGCCUCUUUUCAAGUCUUUGAUAAUGAUGCUGAUAUUGCUUUCUGAAUCUGGUAUUUUGUCGCUCGUUUCUGAUUUCCCUGAAUUUAUUUCUAUGUAAUCAUGAGAGAGACAAGAAGUACCAAGGAUCAUUUGCUUAAUCAUUCAGGCCAGUCUCUCUCAGUACGGGAAAUUUUAGGAGUUGGAUUGAAACUCUAGUUUGAAUGUAUAAUGUGUCUAACCAUAAUGAGAUUCUUGGUGGUGAAGAUGAUUGUUAUCCAUGAAUUCCGUACUUUUGGUGCUAAAAUUGAUUUCUUUCAGACUGAAAUAUCGAUUAAACAAUCUUGAAGAUUCUAUUUUUGUAAAAAGCUUUUACGGCAUUGUGGCCAUCCCCUUUAAUCAUGCCAACUCAAUUUGAAGCUUGAUGAAUUCAUUAGCUUUUUCUUGUCCAAGCUAUUAAUUCGAAGACUAUACGCAAAUAAAUGAUGGUUUCCGACAUGAGGGAAAUGAAUAUUGGAACUUAUCCUGCAGGCUGCAACGGGUGCUGGAAUGCGAUGUAUAAUAACGUACACAUCUUCUACUGCUAACCAGGUAAACAUCUGUUACGUGAUAUUUACAAUGAGGCUGAUAUGACUUUAAGGGACUUAUGGUUGGUAUGCAGAGGACAUUGGAUUUAUCAUUUGUGAGCUUAAUUUUUUCUUACAGCUGGAUCUUUUCUUUCUUUGUAUGUAAACUACAGGAUUUUAAAGAGGCCAUAGCAAAGUACCCUGACUUGAGUGGUGUCAGGUAACAGUAACUUACCUCAGCUGCAAACUAAACUUCCUUCUUUUUUUUUUCUUCCUCAAAAAACAAAAAAAAUAAAAAAUAAAGUUCUUCCUUGUUUUCUUUUUUAUAUCUGAUAGCUGUAAUUUUUUGUGUUCAAUGCAGGUUGAGUGAUCUAGAGACAUUGCUUCAGAGCGUUGUUAGUGUAAGCUAGAAAUUUAAACCCGAUGUGCCAUUUUAUACAACUCGAAGGUUCGUAAACAAGAUUCGCUGGUUGUGGCUGUAAAUUACUUUGAAAUGGUAUCAAGCAAAUAUGCACUUCUAGGAAGAUGAUUUAAUUAAACAAUAUACAGAACGCAAAUGCACAAAUUGUCAUAUGCUCAGUGAAAAUGUACUCAGUAACUACACAUUGUUCUCUGGUUGAUAGCUGCGGGAAUACCCUUAACAGCGCGGAUCAUUGGGGGGUUUCUCGAUGUUGGACAAUAGAACUGGAGGGAGUACGAUUUUUUAACCAGUGAACAUGAUACACAUUGUAAUCUAAGUUAGGCCAUUGGACAAAUGUGUCUUGAACUUCAUGCUUCAUAUGUCUUGAAUUCAAGACAUCUGGAGGACAAUGAAGGUAAGAACCAGAACUGCAAUUAUUUUCAAUUGUGUUCAAAAAAAGGAUGAAGACUGAAUAUAUGAGGCCAGGCCAUACUUUCUUUUCCACACGAGCAUGACUUGAAAAAAGGUUUGCAAGUCGAAACCACUAGAAGCGAUUCCAAAGCAAAGGAUGAAAACAGAACUUGUGCUUACUCUUCUUAGACAAAAAAUUAUUCACAGCAAAAUAAUCAGCCAUGGAAAAGUUAGCCAAAAUACCUCAUGCUGUUUUGCAUUCCAUGGCCAGCUCAAAGUCAUAUUAAUGCAAUGUUAAAGUUAGCAAAACUACUCCACAACAAAGGUUUCUUCACAACCUUUGUUCAUACUGAGUAUAUCUACGAUCGCACACUCAAAUCAAGAGCUCCAAACACUUUCGAUGGAUCAGCAGAUUUCAGAUUUCAGGCCAUCCCAGAUGGCUUCCCACCUACAGAAAAUGAUCAAUAUUUUUUCACAAGAUGUUUUUCCGGUUUUGGUUUCAGCUACCAGAAAUUGCCAUGCUCCAUUUCUUCCGACUGAAUCGUCGCCAUUCCGGCGCCGGUGAGGAUCAUUUGCCUUUAAUAAAAGAUCAUUUCCAGUCCGGUUUUUAACAUUUGGUAUCCAGAGAUUGUAAUUCCUUGGCCUGUUUGGAAUUAUUGCUUCCAAACGCGUACAGAAUCAGGGGGAUUCUGGUGAUCAGGCAUCAAUCGCGACGGUUCUAGAGCAGAUUAAGGAGCACACUGUACAGAUGCAGCAAAUGAAUCAAGCUCAGGCAGAGCUCGACAGGAAGCUGGGAGGCAGAUUGGAUGCUCUGGAGGCUAGGGUUUCGGGAAUUGAAAAAUUGAAGGAGCCUGUCCAAGUUUCUUCGACUUGUAUGGGUAAGAACACUGUCAAUCACUCAUCUCCUUCCGUUUUUGGUGUUAAAUUAGAUUAAAGAGUCGAUAAUUCUGUGAAUUGUGGCUUUAAUUUUGCUCAACGAACUCGUGGUCAGGAGUUUGGGGAUAACACUGUGAUUGGGGAUAGUAGGCAGUAUAAUAAGUGGAAACCUAAGCCUAAGCUUGAAUUACCUAUUUUCUCUGAAGAAAAUACUAGAAGUUAGUUGAAAAAGUGUCAUUAAGUAUUUCCGUAUGCAUGAAAUGACUCUGGAAGAGCAGUUGGAUUUUGUGGAGUUUUAUUUGGAUGGAGUUGCAGAUAUUUGGUAUCAAGGCUUCAAGUCAGUUUAUCCUUAUGCUGAUUGGAGACUGUUUGAGACCGAAUUAAUUAAAAAGUUCAAGGAUCAGUGUGAUGAUCCAAUUGAGGAAUUCAAUAAACUUAGUCAGAGGGGAACAAUUAGGGAGUAUUAUGACAGAUUUGAGGAGUUGAAGUGUAAGGUUCCGUGUGUUGAUUCGAGAUUGAGUGAAACUUAUUUCAUAUCCAGGUUGAUUAGUGGAUUGAAAGAAGAGUAUAAGCACUUUGUGAGGUUUUUUGAACCUAAAACAAUGCAAAGAGCUUUUUGAAGCAGCAAGAACUCAGGAAUCUACUCACUCCUUGGUUUCUAAACCUAAGGUUCAUAAUCCACCUGUGAGUAAAACUUCCAAUGCUGGGGGAAAGGUAGCUGCUCAAGGUAUAAGGAAGAAUGAUAAACCUGUUUUUAAGAGGUUAUCUGUUAGAAGAAACCAAACAAGAAAGACAUGGUGAAAUUUUUGUGUAUUUUAUUGAAUUGAUACAAUGAAUAUUUAUACAAAAAUAUUGACUCUUAUUCUAUUAACG
Messenger RNA from Oldenlandia corymbosa var. corymbosa, 4853 nucleotides. The record is from the annotation of a GenBank genome assembly. NCBI's taxonomy places the organism in Eukaryota, Viridiplantae, Streptophyta, Magnoliopsida, Gentianales, Rubiaceae.